UAUUGUCAGUAUUCGUUAAUGUUUAUGCAGAUAGCUAUAUUAAAGUGAAUUCAUAGUGUUCGAAUACUGUAAUGUCUUCAAAAGAGGGAGUUUUGUAUCAGCAGCUAUUCUUGGCCUAUAAAGGCUGUCAUGCUAACUUGCCAGCGCAACUGUGUCAAAAAAAUGCCAACGAUAUUUGGAAAAUGGCUAAAGAAAAACUAAAAAAUAAAGAAAAGUUUAUAGAACAUAUAAAUGAUGUUAUAUGACAGUUGAAAGUGAGACUACGAAGAAGAAAGCAACAAUGCUUAGUUAUUUUACACAGCUAUCCGUGAAAACAUCAAGCACGCCAGCACCACGCCCAGGCACGCUAAGGCCCAAUGUUCCAUCGACUUCACUUGCUCUUCAACAAAAACAGGUGCAUCUGCUUGAUUCGGAUGUUGUAGCUUCAUCCACGUGUUCAUCUCGUGUGGAAUCAAUUGUCGCAGUCACUGGACAUAAAAGCACUGCCGUUAAACGAAAGAUGAGCGAUACCCACGAUGAACAAAGUCAAAAUACUGAUGGGGAAAUUGUGCAGACACCGUCUACGGAACCACUUACGACUUUGAUUGAUUCGGGCUUCACUAAAAAUGUUACAAGCAAGCCGGCUCAAGAUACUCUUAUGAAAAAAAUUAGUCUACUGCAACAGAGAAUAAAUGUUCUUACUGAAGCAAAGGACACUGGAAUAGCCAAAGAUGAUGUUCACGACGAAAUAAAAAAGCUACGCAAAGAGUUGAAAGAAGAAGAAAAAUUUUUAAAGAAAAAAAGAGACUCUGCUAAGCGUGCAAAAAAAUUUCGAGCCAAAGAAAAACUGGAGAAAACUGAACGUCAGAGAAACAAUCCUGCAGCACAACCUCGAACUGGCUGUGGACAGCCCCCUUUAGUUGACUCGCAACCUGCUCUCCUAGAGACAAUAAUUAAUAUUGCCAUUCAUGGGAGCACUUCUGAUGAACGCCGCCGAACAGAGAUGAUUAGGAGUUGUCUCACUCUGUCCGACCUGCAUGAGAGGCUGUUGUUAAUGGGAUUCAAAAUUUCUCGAAGCGGCACAUAUCUUCAUUUACUCCCACGCGUUUCUAACACUCAAGAGGGAAAAAGGCACGUACGUACCGUACCCGUAAAGUUAGCAAGACCACAGACCGAGACGCACAAAAAGCACGAGGACGGAGAAUUUUGCACUGCUACAAUCAGGUCAUUGGAAUCUCUCGCGUCGCUUUUGGGACCGCAGCAAGUAUUCGUUCUCUCACAAGACGAUAAGGCACGUGUACCAAUAGGUUUACCGGCAGUGAAAAGUCAGAGCCCUCUUUUAAUGCAUAUGGAAUACAGAAUACUUUUACCUGAUCAUGACUGGGUCGUGGCAGAGCGGCACAAACUUAUUCCUUCUGUAUAUGCCGGCGUCAACGUGGAACCUAACAAUUUCGGUAAAGAAGAAGCUGUUGGGUACAGCGGGCCGACAUACAUAUCCAUAAGAAGCGGGAAACAUGCAUCCUCCACAGCGAACACCCAUGCUUACGAUUUCGAAUCACUUUUAUCACAACCUUCAUUCAAACCCUUAAUGAUGGCAGAAUCGAACACCGUGAAGCCAGUGAUCAUCAUCUUUGUAGAUGGUGGGCCGGAUGAAAAUCCGCGUUAUCGCAAAGUCAAAAACUUUGCGAUUGAACACUUUAAAAAAUACAACUUGGACGCCCUGUUUAUUAGCGACUAAUGCUCCUGGACGGAGCGCAUAUAACCGAGUUGAGCGUCGCAUGGCUCCCCUCAGCAAAAUACUGGCAGGCGUCAUUCUGCCUCAUGAACAUUUUGGUUCUCAUCUCGACAACAAAGGAAUUACUACGGAUGUUGAUUUGGAAAAACGCAAUUUUCAGCACGCUGGAGAAACACUUGCAGAAGUGUGGAGAGAAAUGAAAAUUGAUAAUUACGACGUUUCGGCGGAGUAUAGACAGCCCGAAGAUAGCAUGCAGGAUCCAGUAGAGCCAAAUUUGGCGUGGUAUAGCGUUCACGUCCGCGAAUCGCAAUAUUUCUUACAGGUUAUAAAUUCGCGGAUGAAUCCUGCUGUUCGCCACCGAGAAGUGCAUUGAAAUCUGUGUUUGCGGAUACUUUCAUGCCGCCACCUUACCCAAUACUUCAAACCCCAAGCAAGCUCGUAGUACCUAGUUUGCUAGACAAAGGAACAUCCAAGUUUUCACCACUUCUUGUGAGGUUGUCCCUUGAUCUGUCACCUCCUCUAGAAGGGUUUAAGCAGAUGCCUUACGACUUCUUUUGUCCAUCUGUACAAUCCGACCUAAAGAAAAAAGUCUGUCCAACCUGUGGGAUCUAUUUCACAUCGCACAAGAGUGUUCAAAUGCACUGUCGUUACGUGCAUGGGAAGACUGUCCAAGACAAUUGUGAAACUAGAGUACGGCCGCAGCGCCUUGCUGCCAGAAGGCCAAAUGAGUUUCUCUGCAUUGUGCAUAGUUAUGAGGAUGCUGACUGGCUCGAUGAAGACGAAGUUGAUGCAAUUGGCUUAACAAUUCCAGAACCGUCCUUGUCUGCACUCCAGAUGCCAGUGAUGAAAGAAUCUGAGUGGCUAGCAAACCCGUGGACAGAGGAGCAGUAAUUUUAAUCGAAUUGUUUUUAAUAGACCUACUUAGAUACUUGGUUCAUAAUUGAUUAUUUUUAAAUUUUGUUAAGAAUAUGAUUUUAUUUCGAGUAUAAGGGGCCAUCCAUAAAUUACGUCACACGAAUUUAAGGACUUUUUAAUCCCCCGUCCUUGUCACAAGUUGUCACAUUUUGAACUAGCCCUCCCCAUUUCGUGACAUCACACAUUUUCCAAUUUUAUGGAUUUAUGAAAAAAUAAAAAAAACAGGUUAUUCUCUUUAUUCUUAUAUUUAUUGAAUAAUCUUUAAUAAAAUCAACAUUUAGUUAAAUGUUAAAGUACAGACACAACGAAUGGCUAGUCAAGAACUAAUAGAUACUUAAUUAUGCUAAUUAAAAAUACAAAACUUAAUCAUUUUGUGUCCAUGGACUUUUGACCCACUCCUUUAUAUCAUUUAUUACUGGUAAAUCAGGCACUUCAUUUUCAUUCUGAAGUUGGCUGUCAGGAACAUCUUUCGUAUCAACAUCGUCUUCUUCCAUCCAUCUCGGUCUAGCCGCAAUUCUUUGAGGACAAAUUUUCGCGAUAGGUAUCAGCUCUUGUUUUUUAUGUGAUUGUUUGUGUUGAUUGGUGGCUUUAUAUGAAGAAAAAUAUAGGCCACAUAUGCUACACAAUCUUUUAAAUAAGUAUGACUCGCCACUAAGGCAAUAACUAUCAUAUGGAACUUGUUUCAGAUGGGAUGAUGCUUGGAGUUUUAAUAAUAUCUGUAGUAAUAAUGGAGCAAACUUAGCGUCGUUGUCAUUACUCCCUGUGACUCCAUAACCUUCUGAUGUCUGUUUAAUUAACACAGGUGGUGGUAAAAAUUCUUCUUUUAAUAAUUUCCAAAGACUAGAACGUCUUACACCGCAACAUGUAAUAGUUUCAAAUUUAACUAUUUGUAAAAAAUAUUGUGACUCGCGUACAUACAUGAUUAGCAUACCAAGUUGCAUUAUUUUUCAACAUCAUAGCCUGUUCAAUAUCCAGUCCAGUAACAGUUGGUGCAACACAUUCAGCAACGAUUGGAAAAUUAUCAAUGACUAACUUGCUCCAAAUGUCAGCCAACACAUUGCCCGCACUUUCGAAGUUUCGUUUUUCUAGAUCUAAGUCAGCAGUUCGAUUACUUGAAUCAAGAUGUGACCCAAAAUCAUCACGAUUUAAUAGUACACCAGUAAGUUUGCAACUGAGAGGUGCCAUGCGUCUUUUUUUGAAAUGUUGUAAAGCUGAAACUUUAACGCGGGAGACAAUUUUGUAAGUUUGAUUAAAGUUAUAAUAUAAAAUAAAGUACGAUUCGCAGAAGAGUCCCAAUGUUAAUACCAAAGCUUCGUUACAACUUAAGUAUUAAAAAACAAAGAUUGUGUUUAUAAAUGUUUAAUAUUUUUUGUUUACCUAUAAAUUUUACGUUUGUACAUCACAAAUUUUGAAAUGUGAUGUCACAAAGCUUUUGACCCCCCGCUGCCCCUUGUCACACAAUGUCACUUCCGAAUGAUACCCUCCCCCCCUUUAAGGUGUGACGUAAUUUAUGGAUGGCCCCUAAUGUUUAAUUUCAGUUGGGUUUAUUAGUAAAAAAAACAAUAUGAAGGAAUGAAUGAAUGAAAGAGAAACA
Molecule: messenger RNA, 4223 nt
Organism: Bactrocera dorsalis (oriental fruit fly)
Lineage: Eukaryota; Metazoa; Arthropoda; Insecta; Diptera; Tephritidae
Exons: 3
Coding region: 242-1717 (491 amino acids)
Source: RefSeq, a predicted model, not a curated record